CCCAGGUCCGUGCACGUCAUACAAACGUUGAAACAUUUUCGUUUUAUAUAUGUAUGUAUGUAAAAUAAUCAGUUAUCGCCCCUUCCUCGUUAAUAUCUAUGAACUACACAAAAAACAAACACUAGACUAAGUAAAGAUCAAAGUUCGGACUGCUGUGAACAUUUGAUAAUCAAACAAACAGAAAUGGCUCACUUGACGGGAACUGGAUUAAUGUUUCUCAUCGUUUUUGUUUUUGAAGGUUAUGCUAACUUUAUGCAGAAUUCGGGAUUGUCUGACGAUUGUGAUUUCUAUGAUACCGUAGAGGCACAUAGAAAUAUGCGAUGCGGAAUGCACGGUUAUCCUAUAGAUUUUGGGAAACGUCUUUGCAGAGAAUUGACGUUGAAAAAACAAGGGGUCGCACUAACUUCCAGGGGCGAGGAGUGGGCUGAAUCUGUGGUCCAAUGUAUGAGACAGAACCUGAACUCGAUUCUUGAUAACUCUAAUUGGGAGAUCUUACCCCAGAAAAACUUGACCACGCAUCGUGUUAUCACGCUAGCGGCAAUCUAUGUAGUGUUAGGCAAUGCCCAUUGAAUCGGUUUACAAUAGCUACCCUACCAUGGACACGGAGUUCAGUUUGGAACGAAAGUUACGCCGCUUUGACUGAAGCAAAUGCGAGAUGCCCGACUAAACUGUAUGAGACUCGACGAGUUGGUGGAACAGUUAUAAGAUUUGUCCCCCAUACAGGUAAUAUUGUCUGUUGAUGAUAGCACGAGAAGGACCACGUUGGCAAACGAUGCGACUAUUGUAUGAUCUGACGGAAUAACUCACAAUUACAGAUCGGAAUGUUGGACAAUUUUAUAUAUGCGAAAUCGAGAGAACUAUUUGAUAUAAUGGCUAACGACAUUACAUGUGUCAAUAUGUUGAUAUGUAUAUAUGUACAUAUUGUUAUUAAAGUAAAUUGGAACACAUGACACGAUUAAAUAUAAUAAAGAGAAAGUAAAAAGAUCGGCAUUACUCUUACUAUAUCACAACUAAUUGUAAUGACAAAAUAUAGU
Molecule: messenger RNA, 1034 nt
Organism: Owenia fusiformis
Lineage: Eukaryota; Metazoa; Annelida; Polychaeta; Sabellida; Oweniidae
Source: the annotation of a GenBank genome assembly